ACGCGGCAAAGCAGAAAAAAAGUUUGACUUGCCCGAAAGGAACCUAUUUUUCCCAGGAGGCUUAAAAGGCGGUGACUGAUUAUGCUAACGCUGUAUCAUGCACUCACAGUACCUGCUCUUCAACAACUGAAACAACGUUAAUUUUGGAUGAUUCGUGCGGCGACGUUGGCUAUCUUCAAGAAGGAUAACAUCUGCAUCAGCAACGAUGGCGACUAAAAGGAAGCCCAUUCAUACCUAUACUGCAAGCUCUAAGUUGAAUUAUAGACCUAUGAAUCAAGAAAACUCAAAGCAGGACACGAAAGGGACAAAGCCGGUUCCCGAACAAUCAUCUAUUGGGAAUGUCCUUCUCAUGAUGGUGUUGCAUAUUUGCAGAAAAAUUGUGUUUGUGGACACCAUAAAGAGGGUAGCAGUUUACUGCUCUUGCCUCUUUCUUGUAUCUUUGAUUGGAGACGUAGCGCCAAUACCUAGAAGUUAUUUCUCCAGGUCGGACAAUUUGUUGAAUCAGUGUUUUGUUAAAUUUGGUUGGGGCUGGACAAUGAUUGUUACGUUCCCAUUUCUCAUACUAACAAGCUACACAAUUUGCUGCGGGAAACGAGAUAAAGUUUUGAAGCAUUUGGUACGCCUUGGUGUUGCUACAGGCUCAUGGCUAUUUUGGACGAAGCUUUUUGACUAUAUUGAGGUCAAUUUUGGCAAGUGUAGUAUCAAAGGUGAUUUCUCCAAACAGAGCUGCUUAUCCCAGGGUCAGUAUUGGUACAGCUUCCACAUUUCUGGUCAUGCCUUCAUAUUAGUUUAUAGCAGUUUAAUAUUGAUAGAGGAAGCAAGGGCAAUUGUUGGCUGGGAGAGAAUACGUGAUUUGAUUCGAGAGGAAUAUCACACAAGGUCUAAUUCAGAUGACAGUAGAACGGUUGCCAAUACCAGUCCCCUCGGAAACUUAUCUGAGACUGAGUUUAUUGUCUUAAAAUCCUGCUAUGAGCGGUUUACUCCUCUUGUUAGAGGAUUAUUUAUUCUUAUGACAUGCUUUUCAAUGUUAUGGGACUUCAUGCUCAUUUUUACUAUGUUGUAUUUCCAUAAUAUGGUUGAAAAACUUCUAGCAGGUGUGAUAGCAAUAUUCAUUUGGUUUGUCACAUAUCGUGGAUGGUACACUGUACCUAAAUGUAUACCUGAUCUACCAGGAGAAGGCCUGUUUAAGUACAAAGGGAAAGAUACUGUUAAUGUACCGUUAAAGAAAAGAAGAUCUGUUACAACUUCAAACCCUGGCAAAGGACAGCUUCCAAGGUUUAUGGGAAUGCCAUUGUAUGGCUUAAAAACCCAAGAUCCUGAUAAGAAUGAAAAUUCAAAUAAUGGGUCAAAUGCUAUAAGCGAUUAUUAAUCAUCCAUACAUGACAGAUUGUGAUUCAAGUUGCAUCAAUAUGUACUGUUUGCAUUUCUUUUAUGUAUGUUUUAGGCAUUGUUACAUUUGUAUUUUACUCUGUUGUGUAUUUUUCCUUUCUGAAGUGUUGAAUAGUGAUUAAUUUUCAAAGCUUUUAAUUUAUUUGUUUGUCAUAUUGUUUUCCCUCUAUGCGGUGGUUGUGUUAUCUGUUGUUCUAUGUACAUUUUGUUUCUGUGUUGUAAUUGUAAUUUUGUCGUUGCUCAUGAUCCCCAAAUCACCUCUAAAUCUCUGGUGAUGUGUAAAAACUAAAAUGGAUAUUGAUGUGUUUGAACACCAAAUUUUGAUCAUCUUGCAAUUAUUCAACAAAACAAGCUCUCUACUGUUCUACCCAAGAAAGCUGUGUUCUGUCUCUUUUUCUCUUAGUUUUGUUGUGUAAACUCAAGUUUAUAGUACCUUACUUAUUGGGUAGACAUGUAUGCAUGUGCACAUGUACAUAAAAGGGUGAUGACAUAUAUAGCCUAUUUUCAUAUUUUUGUUAUUGAGCUGAGACUGUUUUAUUAAGGUAAUUGUAAUUGGAGAAGCAAAAUCAUAAUUAUUAUUUUUCUAAAUGAAUGUUUCAAAAAUCUGCACGAAUUCUGAAAGUAUUUUAAACUACCCAUAAAGAUAAAACCGUUGAAUGCCCUUCUCUUUGUUGUGUAUUUUUCAUUCAUGCCAAGGUACAAAGGAAACUUUGGUUUUUACACUUCUGAACCUAAGUUCAAUUCAUUAAGUAUAUAUUUUCAGUGAGCUCAAAAAAUCAAGACUUCAGACUUAACUAUGGUGGUAUUAGAGCUGUUAUUGUUUCCAAAGUUUUUAUUAAAAUAAAUAAAUAUAGUACAA
Frankliniella occidentalis (western flower thrips) is the source of this 2248-nucleotide messenger RNA. It is a transcript of the gene Fitm, whose product is annotated as acyl-coenzyme A diphosphatase FITM2. The coding region runs from base 206 to 1369 and encodes 387 amino acids. Lineage: Eukaryota; Metazoa; Arthropoda; Insecta; Thysanoptera; Thripidae. Gene Ontology annotation, biological process: lipid storage; phospholipid biosynthetic process; lipid droplet organization. The transcript is spliced from 2 exons. The record is from RefSeq and is a predicted model, not a curated record. Gene Ontology annotation, cellular component: endoplasmic reticulum membrane.